AUGCAUGUCGAUUUUGCUCCGUUAAGAAUCCCAUUUCGUCGCCGGCUGCAGACCCUGGUCGUUCUACAGUGGGUCUUCUCCUUCCUUGUACUUGCACAAUGUUGUGCCGCACUAUUUGUCACCCUCCUCUUCACUCGCCUCUGGUUCGUAUCAGUGCUCUAUGCCACAUGGUGGUUCUGGGACCGACGCACGCCCUCCCGGGGAGGCCGCAGCAGCCGCUACGUCCGCAGCUUGAGAUUGUGGACCUACUUUCGGGACUACUUUCCCAUUCACCUUGUCAAGACAGCAGACCUGGAUCCAAAGAAGAACUACAUCUUUGGCUUCCACCCACACGGAGUGCUGGUGACGGGAGCCUUUAGCAACUUCUGCACGGAGAUGACGGGCUUUCAGACCAAGUUCCCUGGGCUGAAGACCCACAUGCUGAUGCUCCCUCUGUGGUUCAGGAUCCCAUUCUUCAGAGACUACAUCAUGAGCGCCGGUUUGGUGUCUUCUGAUAAGGAGAGUGCAAAAUAUUUAUUGAAGCAGGAAGGGGGUGGCAAUGUGGCGGUCAUUGCCAUUGGAGGGGCUCCUGAGGCGUUGGAUGCCCGACCAGGGGCGUUUACACUGCAGGUGAAGAACAGGAAAGGCUUCUGCAAACUUGCUCUGCAGUUCGGCGUCGCCCUCGUCCCUGUCUUUUCCUUCGGGGAGAAUGAGGUGUUCGAUCAGGUGAACAAUCCCAAGGGAUCGUUCCUGAGGAGACUCCAGGAACGACUCCAGGCGUUGAUGGGAAUAUCGCUCCCUCUGUUCCACGCCCGAGGAGUCUUCCAGUACAGCUUUGGACUCAUCCCGUACCGGAAAUCCAUUCACACCAUCGUUGGCAAACCGAUCGAAGUGGAGAGAAGUGAGAAUCCAACACUGGUGGAAAUCAACGAAUUACAUCAGAAGUACAUCGAAGAACUCUCGAACCUCUUUGAGGAACAUAAAACAAAAUACAAGGUGCCUGAAGACAGACACCUAAUCUUUACCUGAGCCCUGUUCAAAUACAUCGCCUCU
Messenger RNA from Amblyraja radiata (thorny skate), 1032 nucleotides. Its product is annotated as 2-acylglycerol O-acyltransferase 2-A. The transcript has 6 exons. The record is from RefSeq and is a predicted model, not a curated record. Gene Ontology annotation, cellular component: endoplasmic reticulum membrane. The coding region runs from base 1 to 1008 and encodes 335 amino acids. Gene Ontology annotation, biological process: triglyceride biosynthetic process; diacylglycerol biosynthetic process. NCBI's taxonomy places the organism in Eukaryota, Metazoa, Chordata, Chondrichthyes, Rajiformes, Rajidae. Gene Ontology annotation, molecular function: diacylglycerol O-acyltransferase activity; 2-acylglycerol O-acyltransferase activity.